AUGCCAGUUAUGGAUCCUGUUACAAUAGAACCUUGUGAUGUGAGUUGUGCAAUCCGUUCGGCUCAUAACUGGAAAAGUCCUGGGCCCGAUGGAUUGCCCAAUUUCUGGAUCAAAUGGUUCAAGAGUUCGCAUUUCUGUCUGGCAGCUCAAUUCCAGGCUGCCAUCGACCUGGGUAGUCUCCCAACCUUUAUGACCACAGGGGUCACCCACCUUUUGUUCAAAUCCGGUUGUACCACGGAAGCUAAGAACUAUAGACCCAUUACUUGUUUACCAACAUUAUAUAAGUUGCUUACGUCCAUUUUGAGCUCAAAAUUAACAAAGCAUCUCAAAGAUCUUUUGGCCAAAACUCAAAAUGGAUGUAGACCUGGGUCCCGUGGUACGAAGGAACUACUCCUCAUAGAUAUGACCAUCAACCAACAGGGUGACAGCUUGAGUCCGCUGUGGUUCUGCCUGGCCUUGAAUCCUUUAAGCACAUUGCUAAACGAAUCAAGGCUGGGCUUUCAGCUUCGUAGAGGGGGUGCAGUCAUAUCUCAUCUUCUAUACAUGGAUGACCUCAAGCUUUUCGCAUCGAAAAAGACCGACCUAGUGGAACUGCUCAAAAUAACUGAAAAGUUCAGUAGUUCCAUCGAGAUGGAGUUUGGUGUCGAAAAGUGUGCGGUCAUGUAUGUACAGCGAGGGAGAGUUGCAAGCUCUGAUGGGCUACAACUCACCGAAAGUAUGUCCUUCAGAUCCCUCUCCGAAGGUGAGACCUACAAGUACCUUGGUAUAUCACGGUCGUUGGGUAUUGUUGAUGAGGAUGUAAAACAUCUGAUAAAAGCACGAUUCUUUGGUCGCCUGAGAAAAGUCCUAAAUAGUCUUCUAUCAGGUGGUAACAAGUUUCGCGCUUUUAACAGCUGGGUUAUGCCCUCGUUAACUUACUCCUUUGGUAUACUAAGGUGGACUCAAACAGAGCUGGAUAUCUUGGACCGAAGGGUCCGUUGCAUGCUGACCACACAUCGGAUGCAUCACCUACGAUCGUCGGUUAUGAGAUUGUAUAUCCCACGGAAAUGUGGUGGCCGAGGCCUCCUUAAUGCUAAGGACAUGCAUAACCGUGAGGUAUACAAUCUACGGGAGUAUUUCCUGAAAAUCGAUGAGGAAAUACAUCGAGAUGUGGUGUCGGUAGAUAAGGGGCUCACCCCGCUCUCUCUUAAUAACGAGAACUGGCGUAAACACUCAGUGUUGAGCACCUCCGAGCGUUUAGAUAUAUGGAAGAGCAAGGAGUUACACGGCAGGUUUUAUCGGGCUCUGCAUGGGCCUGAUGUAGACCUGCCUGCCUCUGUGAACUGGCAACGUUUCGGCGACCUCUUUGGGGAAACCGAGGGCUUUGUCUGUGCAAUUAUGGACGAAGUUAUCAAGACGAACAACUACCGGAAAUACAUUAUGAGGGACGGCACGCUAGAUGUCUGUCGUUUGUGCCACUGCCCCGGCGAGUCCCUCAGACAUGUCACUUCCGGUUGUUCUCGCCUUGCUAACUCCGAGUACUUGCACAGACACAAUAGUCCAAGAGCCCUACAGGUAAGAAUGAUCCCCACCCAUGAAGCUGAGGCAGCGGUGGCUUUGGUAGGUAACAGGUAA
This is a messenger RNA of Papilio machaon (common yellow swallowtail), 1614 nucleotides long. RefSeq lists its product as uncharacterized. The transcript has 3 exons. The record is from RefSeq and is a predicted model, not a curated record. The coding region runs from base 1 to 1614 and encodes 537 amino acids. Lineage: Eukaryota; Metazoa; Arthropoda; Insecta; Lepidoptera; Papilionidae.